Messenger RNA from Caenorhabditis elegans, 760 nucleotides. RefSeq lists its product as uncharacterized. Bases 16 to 753 code for a protein of 245 amino acids. The transcript has 4 exons. The record is from RefSeq and is marked reviewed. NCBI's taxonomy places the organism in Eukaryota, Metazoa, Nematoda, Chromadorea, Rhabditida, Rhabditidae.
UUUUGAAAAGCCAAAAUGGGCGGCUCACAAUCUACAACAAGCUCUCGAGCCGCAAAAUUCAGCGGAACCAAUAGUGCGAACCGCCGGAGCGUCCGAGCAGUCCGAAGUGCUCCGGCCACUGAGCUCAACGCGCGGCGUGCCACUUCGUGUCGGAAUACCAACAGGAAUGUCAAGGAAUUUUCAAAGUUUUGGAGUGAUGCGGGCUCUAUAAAUAGAUCAAAAUCGUCCAAUAGAGCAUCAAUGAAGCAGAAGCAGAAUGGAAACGGAAGCAUACGCCGAAACCGAACACAGUCCGUAGACGUCCGCCGAGCAUCAAACUGUCUCCCGGUCCCCGGUACCCCGUCAACUAUCCCGAAUCCACAAUUAACUCAGCGAAGAGCCACAAGUUUCCGAAGCAAUGGUUCUUCCACGUCAUCAACGCUUACUGUGAACGGAGAGGGGAGGAAGUCGAGGAAGGGGAGCACUACGGAGCUGCUCACACCGAAUUCUGCACGAUCUGAUAUUUAUUCAAUAGAGUUCAACCAAGCGGCGAUCGCUGCCGCUCGUCUGAAACGCCUCUCGCUGACACCGUACCCGGACCCCCAGCUGCCGCGUCUCUCCCCAUUACAACAACAACAGCCACAUCAUCGAUCGAAUUCCACAAAGAAGAGUGUGACGUCAUCCGUCAGCCCAAAACCGCGCACACAACAGCCACGUGGCAAAAGCAACAGCAGCAACAAUCAUCUAAAAUCUCCAGAAACUGCGAUUUAUUAAUGAAGAU